AUGUUCAGAUUUGAGAAUUGCGUUUCGGUGUACCCAGACUUAUUAAAAAGAUUAGAUGAAGAAAAAUCCAUUCUUUUGAAGUUCGAUCUGUCAUCCAAAGACACAGAUGUAGAUGAUGGCCACCAGUGGAGUUUUUAUGACGCUACGACACACUUCCGCCAUAAACCUAAAUACAAAAGAGUAACAAUCGAUGGAGUCUGGUAUCGGAACACGCAAUCCACAGAUUAUAAAAAUACUUCAUUUAGGAAAGAAACAAUAGUCAUGGAUCAGAUAUGCUUCGUGCAUUAUUUUCUCGCCGAUGGAUCGUAUAUUGAGCCGAUGAGACGACGAAAAGCUAAAAUUGCAGACCGUGAAGCUGAUAAAAUCCGAGGUUUCCUCGAAAAUCGAACUAUCACUGAAGCCUGGGAUUUAGCGAAGGCUGAAGGAAUGAAUGUUACUCGUCUACAGGUCCGAAAUCUGGCAAGGCGCGUAGACACUGUGAUAAAGGAGCCUGCCGGGUGUCCGAAGAAAAAUCUGCCUGUAGUAGAAGAAUUUAAUUUAACACGUUUGCUAGCAACUCUUCUCGCUAGGAAGUGA
Caenorhabditis remanei is the source of this 576-nucleotide messenger RNA. RefSeq lists its product as uncharacterized. Bases 1 to 576 code for a protein of 191 amino acids. The record is from RefSeq and is a predicted model, not a curated record. The transcript has 5 exons. NCBI's taxonomy places the organism in Eukaryota, Metazoa, Nematoda, Chromadorea, Rhabditida, Rhabditidae.